This is a messenger RNA of Oxyura jamaicensis (ruddy duck), 2167 nucleotides long. It is a transcript of the gene SNX17, whose product is annotated as sorting nexin 17. Lineage: Eukaryota; Metazoa; Chordata; Aves; Anseriformes; Anatidae. Bases 82 to 1452 code for a protein of 456 amino acids. The record is from RefSeq and is a predicted model, not a curated record. Gene Ontology annotation, molecular function: phosphatidylinositol binding. Gene Ontology annotation, cellular component: early endosome. Gene Ontology annotation, biological process: signal transduction; intracellular protein transport. The transcript has 14 exons.
GAGGGGGAAGCUGUGUGCCCAGCUUGGCAGAUCCCAGGGCCCUUCCAUCCCUAGCAUGAGCCUGCAAUCAUUGGUUCUGACAUGUGCCUCUCCCUGCAGGCCUACAACAUCCAUGUGAAUGGGGUGUUGCACUGCCGAGUGCGCUACAGCCAGCUCCUGGGGCUGCACGAGCAGCUAAGGAAGGAGUAUGGUGCUAAUGUAGUUCCAGCCUUUCCCCCAAAGAAGAUCUUCACGCUCACCCCAGCAGAGGUGGAGCAACGACGGGAACAGCUGGAGAAAUACAUGCAGGCUGUGCGGCAGGACCCAACGCUGGGAGUCAGUGAGACCUUCAACAGCUUUCUGCGCAAGGCCCAGCAGGAGACACAGCAGAUACCAACAGAGGAGGUGGUGCUGGAAGUGCUGCUCUCCAAUGGCCAAAAGGUCAAGGUCACCAUCCUCACCUCGGACCAGACAGAGGAUGUUCUUGAGGCUGUGGCCUCCAAGCUGGAUCUGCCUGAUGACCUGGUCGGCUACUUCAGCCUCUUCCUAGUGAGAGAGACAAAGGAUGGAGCUUUCUCCUUUGUACGGAAGCUGCAGGAGUUUGAGCUGCCAUAUGUGUCUGUCACCAGCCUGCACAACUCUGAGUUCAGGAUCAUUCUGCGCAAGAGCUACUGGGACUCCUCCUAUGAUGACGAUGUAAUGGAACAUCGUGUGGGACUCAACUUGCUGUAUGCACAGACGGUGUCAGACAUUGAGCACGGAUGGAUCCUUGUCAACAAGGAACAACACCGGCAGCUCAAGUCUCUGCAGGAAAAAGUCUCCAAGAAGGAGUUUAUCCGCCUGGCGCAGACCCUGAAGUACUAUGGCUAUCUCAAGUUUGAUCCCUGCGUCACGGACUUCCCUGAGAAGGGAUGUCAUGUCGUUGUCAGUGCUGGCAACAAUGAGCUCAACUUCCAAGUGCGGCUGCCAAAUGAGCAGAUAAAGGAGGGCAGCUUCAAGGUCACACGCAUGCGGUGCUGGCGAGUCACAUCCUCAGUGCCGAUGAGCAAUGGUCCCUCAGGGAGCAGCCCAGGGAAGUCAGAGGUGAAGCUGGAGCUGGCUUUUGAGUAUCUCAUGAGCAAGGACCGGCUGCAGUGGGUCACCAUCACCAGUCCACAGGCCAUCAUGCUGAGCAUCUGCCUGCAGUCCAUGGUAGAUGAGCUGAUGGUGAAAAAGUCUGGCGGCAGCAUCCGCAAGAUGUUUCGCCGGCGGGCAAAUGGGGCCCUGCGGCGCUCGGACAGUCAGCAAGCCGUGAAGUCUCCCCCGUUGCUGGACUCACCUGAUGCCUCCCGGGAGCCAAUGGCCAAACUCUCGAGCAAGCUCACCUCUGUCAGCCUGCGAGGGAUCAGCCACUCCAGCUCUGCUAACGAUGUGGGCGCUAACGACUUCCAUGGCAAUUAUGCCUUUGAGGGCAUUGGUGAUGAAGAUCUGUAGCCGCUCCCCCUUCCUAGGACAGCACUGGCCUGAGGGCCCAAGGGCCUUCGCUGAGGAAUGUACGACCUGCAGACAGGUUGCAAUCAACGUGCCUCUCACCUGCUACCAUCCACCUUCCCUUGUUCCCCAAGGGCUGGGGAUUGCAUCCCAAACCCACCAUUGCCUUCAGGCUGGGGGCAGCUGAGCUCCUCCUGCUGCUGGCUUCCCGCAGGGACAGCCUGUGCUAGUGCCCAGCUGGGAGAGGGCUCGUUCCCAGAAUGGCACCAGCCUCACCCAAGCAGCGUGCCCAGGCUGAGCCCUGGAGCAGGUGUCGUGGAGCCUGGCCCCAGCUCCAGAAGGGCAGAGCCGCCCUCUUCUCCCACCCUGGGAGUACCUGGGUCCGUGCCAGGCCUGGCCCGCUGCACCAGUGGGAGCUACCAGCUACGUGGGAGGGUGGCUGCCCUGGGGGGUGGUGGCAGCAGCCUGGUGGCACCGAGCGGCCCUUGAAGCUCCAUAAUGUCAAAUUAGCAUUUAGGUUUCUGCUCUGAGACAGACUGCAGUAAACUGUCUCUGGUGGGGCUCUGCGCAGAGCCCUGUCUCUAACCUGCUCAUAGGCUCCAGUGUAAUCUAGGCUUGUAACCACGUAUCUUUUGCUGCUCCGACCGACCAGAGCAUUAAUGGACAGUAACCAAUGUUUACAUACUGCAAUGAUGAUUAAAAUGGAUCCUGAUUGGUA